AUGUUCGAAGAAAUGGAUGCAUCAGUGAGCGGUCGAAAUGCAGAGACCACUGUACGGCAAAAACAAGUACGAAAAGGUCGUGAAAAACCAGAAGACAAGGAAAGAAAAGAGCGCGAGGCCAAGAAACAAGCAGAACUUCAAGAGAAAUAUGAGCUGUGGAACAAAGGAGUGGCUCAGGCUGAGCGGCGAGCAGCACAACUGGACGAGAUGGCUCGUGUAGCAGCUGAACCGCUGGCAAGAAUGGCCGAUGACGUAGAAAUGAAUCGGCAGCUGAAAGAAGAGAUUCAUGAGGAGGAUCCAAUGGCAGUGAUGUUGAAUAGCAAAAAACGAAAGCAAGCUCUCAAACGAGGAGAUUUG
Molecule: messenger RNA, 357 nt
Organism: Cooperia oncophora
Lineage: Eukaryota; Metazoa; Nematoda; Chromadorea; Rhabditida; Trichostrongylidae
Source: the annotation of a GenBank genome assembly